AUGCGGAAUAACUUCACAGGCGUGCACUGCUGUUUUGUAUUAAUAUUGUCACGCAAAUGAAUGUCGAAAUGAGCUGGCAACCCCGAGGUUCAAAUAUCAUAAUAUUCAACGCUCUCGCAGUACUGCCUGAGCAAUCGUUCGGUCAACAUCCAUAAGGAUAUUGAUUUCGUCAUUGAAAGCGUUGCCAGUUGUUUUGUUCCCGAAAGAUCGCCGGCGUUUUAUCUGUUUGUUUGUUUUUUGGUAUUAAUUUGAAAUUAUUUGUGACUAUUUAUUUAAGAUAUUACUACGUGUGUGUGUGUGUGUUUAUAUUGAUAAUAUUGAUAUGGCACCUAAAAAACUUUUACGGGGUCGUGUUUUACACAGCCAAAGCUGUGAAAUUGUGAACAAUAUUAUUAAGUUCAUGAAAAAAGAGGCUGAAGAAGGGAUUAGCAUUCCUUUGACAAAUUACAGGGAUAGAGUAUUGGCUGCUACUGGGGUAUCAAAGAAUACCUACCAGAGAAUUUGCAAAGAAUCUAAGAAAAAGGAUUUGCAAGGACCAAGUACCUCUUUUCAAAACCCCAAAAAAAGGAAAAAUAUGAAGAAAUGGAAAUUGGAUUCUUUCACACCUCACCAGAUUAAAAGUAUUAGAGAAAUAAUCUACAAUUUUUACAUGAUGGAAAAAAAAUUUCCGACAUUAAAGGGUAUUAGACAAAAGAUCCUCGAUCGAGGUGUAUUAUCAGAAGACGUCGCUGAAUUAAGCAUAAGCACCCUGAGCCGACUUUUGAAAAAAAUUGGAUUUAAGUGGCAAAAAAUGCAAGAUAAACGAAAAGUUUUAUGCGAAUCCUAUGACAUACGCGCUAAGCGUAUAAAAUUCUUAAAAAAAUUAUUGAGUAUCGUAAAUGGAUUACUUAUCUUUAAAUCAGGAACGAAAACUGGUGACUAUCACAACGAAAUGAAUUCAAAAAAUUUUAUGACAUGGGUCGAGAGACAACUAUUACCAAACUUACCCGAGAGGUCUGUUUUCGUUGUAGAUAAUGCAUCGUACCAUAACGUGCCUAUAAAAAAAAUAUUACGACGGCUACUAGGAAAGCGGAAAUGAUUAAUUGGUUGGAAACAAACGGAAUUCCAGCAGACCCAAAAUUAACCAAACCAGAGUUAUAUAAAAUUAUUUCUGAAAAUAAAUUUCGUUUUCCCAUAAAAUAUAGGUUAGAUGAGCUUUUAGAAAAAGAUGGUCAUUGUGUGCUCCGUUUACCUCCGUAUCAUCCCCAUUGAAAAAAUAUGGGCUUUGGGUUGCAGCGCGGAAUACCACGUUUAGAUUGCCUGAUACUGAGGCGCUGGCCAGACAAAAAUUUGAGGAGGUGACAGAACAAGAGUGGUUCAAUAUUUGCCAACAUGUAAGAAAGUAUGAGAAUGAACUCAUAGAAAAAGAACACCUUUUAGAUGAAGCAGUAAAAAAUUUAGUGUUCACUGUUAAUACAGGCUCAUCUGAGGAGAGUGAAGAGGGUUGGGAUGACGAUGAGGCGGCAUCAGAGGAUGAACUAGGGUGUUCAAUCCUUGAAUCGGACAGCUCUGAACAAAAUGACGAUGUGAUGUAAAUAUGUAAUUAACAAAAAAAAAACAAUUUAAAUCUGGUGUGCAACAAGGUAUGUAAUUAUACAACAGUAAACAGAUUUUUCUUAUUAUAACGAUUUUAUACUUGAAUUCAUCUGAAGAUUUGUUUUUUUUCUCCUAAAUUUUAUCGAAAAAUUCUCGAAAAAUAUUGCAAUACGGUGUUUUUAUAAAAUUUCUAUUCAUUUUUUGUGAUUUCUUUUACUCCACGGUCCCGUAUGUUUGUCGGGGUAAGAAAAACUUAAAAACACAUCUUUUCAUUACACCGCUGGCAAUUUUGUAAUGCUUAUAGACCUACAGUUUUUCAUAAAUUGUUACCUACCUAAUAAAAACUAUAAUAAGAAAAAUCCACAUACCUACUGCAUAUUUACCAACUACAAAUUCAUAUAAAUAAUACUAAUAACAAAUGCCAUGCAAAAUUUAAGAAAUUAUUGGAAUCUGCCUGAAUGUUAUAAAAAUAUAACAAUUAAAUCUCACCAGCAUGUAUUUAUAAAAACAACUACACCACUGGAAUACCCCGAAUAAACCCCGUUCUCUCGGUUGAUGUGCGACAUACGUCUCGCUGCAGCGCUGACGUAGGCUGUGACGUAGGUGUACCAAACUAAACUGUAGGCGCUGAAGAAAGAAACUAAACCCAAACAAAUACACGCAUAUUGAGUGUUUAGGCGCAGGAGACAUUACAGGACCGCAUCAAGAUAUUAUGGGUAGUCAUCAAAAAUUUCAUACAAGAUAAUUAUUAUCUUUUACAGUAAAUUUCAGUUAGAGAUUCACAAAUGA
Molecule: messenger RNA, 2364 nt
Organism: Acanthoscelides obtectus
Lineage: Eukaryota; Metazoa; Arthropoda; Insecta; Coleoptera; Chrysomelidae
Source: the annotation of a GenBank genome assembly